GUCGUUUUAGACUAAUUCAGACUUAACUCUGAUCGCGACCAUUAUUCAAUCUUCUGCGUUUCUUGGUUCGCCAAAGAGACUAAUAACUUUGAUCGCGACCAUUAUUCAAUUUUAUGCGUUUCUUGGUUCGCCAAAAAGGCAUAAAAUCAUGUAUGUAAAAGUUUUCAUCGUCACCUUGUUAACAUGGACCACUUUUUCUACAGCCAGUAAAAUGGGAGAGUUAACGCCAGUGCGGGAAGCGGACAACAGCGCCAAUGCGGAAAGAGAAAGUGCAGAUACCGUCAUGGAUGGAAUCAUGCUAAACCAAGAGGAUGCCAAAUCCUUUAAGACAGUUCGGCGCGGAUUAAACCACGAGUGCUAUCACGAAUGUUGUUCCUGGGAGGAAGUUCGUGAACACUACGAGCACGAUAUACCUGCUGCAAAAAAAUAUUAUGAGAACUAUCAUGAAUGGCUGAAACAUAACACUUGUAGCGGGUCCAGCGGGUGGUAGAUCAAGAAACAACCAACCAUGGACAAUGGAAAAGAAUGACUGGAACGAGGACAAUUGUUUUAAUUAAGGACCAUCCCAUUUUUAUUGAAUUAAAAUUAGCGUAGCACGAUUAUAAUGAUUCACAUUUCAUUAAUAUAAUGCUCUAAUAUGCAUGUAAAAUGAUCAAACUAGUUUCGUAAACU
Molecule: messenger RNA, 672 nt
Organism: Dendronephthya gigantea
Lineage: Eukaryota; Metazoa; Cnidaria; Anthozoa; Malacalcyonacea; Nephtheidae
Exons: 7
Coding region: 149-490 (113 amino acids)
Cellular component (GO): extracellular region
Molecular function (GO): calcium ion binding
Source: RefSeq, a predicted model, not a curated record